Messenger RNA from Cervus elaphus (red deer), 975 nucleotides. Its product is annotated as cleavage and polyadenylation specificity factor subunit 5-like. Bases 115 to 798 code for a protein of 227 amino acids. Gene Ontology annotation, cellular component: mRNA cleavage factor complex. Lineage: Eukaryota; Metazoa; Chordata; Mammalia; Artiodactyla; Cervidae. The record is from RefSeq and is a predicted model, not a curated record. The transcript has a single exon. Gene Ontology annotation, molecular function: mRNA binding.
UUUAAAUUCAAACUUACACAUAUGCCCAUUAAGAAAUUAGCCAAGGCCUCCUUCCAUGUUCUCUUGUUAAUGGUGGGCGGCCGCUGAGUGCCGCCAGUGCCCAAGCUCGCCAGCAUGGCCGUGGUGCCUCCCAAUCGCUCACAGAACGGCUGGCCCCGGGGAGUCACCCAGUUCAGCAACAAGUACAUCCAGCAGGCCAAGCCCCUCACCCUGGAGCGCACCAUCAACCUGUACCCUCUUAUCCAUUCCCUUUUUGGUACAAAAGAGCCCCUCUAUGAGAAGGCCAGCUCUGUUGCAGCCAGAUUUCAGCACAUGAGGAAGGAAUUUGAUAAAAUUGGCAUGAGGAGGGCUGUAGAACCGGUUUUGAUUAUCCAUGAGCACGGGUUACCCCAUGUGUUACUACUACAACUGGGAACAACUUUCUUCAAAUUACCUGGUGGUGGGCUUAACCCAGGAGAAGAUGAAGUUGAAGGACUACAACGCCUAAUGACAGAGAUAUCGGGUCAUCAAGGUGGAGUCCUGCAAGACUGGGUCUUUGAUAACUGCAUUGGCAACUGGUGGAGACCAAAUUUUGAACCUCCUCAGUAUCCAUAUACUCCUGUACAUAUUACAAAACCUAAGGAACAUAAGAAGUUGUUUUUGGUUCAGCUUCAAGAGAAAGCCUUGCUUGCAGUCCCUAAAAAUUACAUGCUGGUAGCUGCACCACUGUUUGAACUGUGUAACAAUGCACCUGGAUGUGGACCCAUCAUUUCUAGUCUCCCCCAGCUUUUGAGCAGGGUCAGUUUUAUAUACAACUGAAUGGUUGCACAGCAGAGAAGUAAGAGAAGCUGUCUCUGUGAGCACAGCUAUACACAGCAUAGAAUAAACGUCCAGGAAGAGCUUUUUUGGUGUUCUCUCUUUCCCAGUCCUGAAAUUACCACCUACUUUCUACUGUCUGAACAGUAAAGUUAAUAUGAAAAGCUAGAUUGUGCUGUA